AAAAAAAAAUUAAAACCAAAGAAAUAAAUUUAUUUUAUUCGAGAUUUUUAUAGACGCAAUGUAUUAUAGCAGUAGUGUUUGUACAAAAUACUCAAACAUGAUAUCUUUUGCAGCGAUGACGGUAAGUUGUACGUUUUUUAAUUUAUAUUUUGAAGAGUCUCGCCUUAUUGUAUUAUUAAUAUUUAAAACUACUACUGAUGCAGUAUAGUAUACCUCAGAAGCUAAAAUAUAUAAUUUUUCGUACUGCACAUUUUAUAUCAAACCACACUGUAUCAUAGGUAUAAUCACUCCCUCCUUCCGCAAUGGAAUCAUUUUAAUUUUUGAUGGAAGGGGAAGGGAAAUAUUUUUGAAUGGCACAUCAACGAAAUAAUAACUAGUCUCAAAUUAAUCUCAAUUUACAUUUUCCUCUGUGUAUUAACAUAUAAGACUAAAUUAGUAAUUAGUAAUUAAUACCUAAAAAUUAAACAUUCAUAAAUAAAAAUAGGGACCUACCUUUAAUCUAUUCUACGCCUUCAUCGUCUUUGAAAUAGUAUUUGAUAAGUGUCAAUGUUUUACGAGUCAAUUUGUUGUUAUUUAAAAUUUUAAUAAAGAUUAUACAUUUUAGAAUUAUUUUUUUUCCAAUAAUUAUUAUUAAAAGUGCAAAAAAAUGUAAAAUUAAAGACGAAUACAAAAAAUUAUCAUAAUAUAGCCACUACAGACUUUUUAGAUACGUACUGCACAUCUAACAUUUCGUAUUACACAAAAUGUACCGUUAUACACACAAUUUUAGUCUCUGCAGAUAUACCUACUAAUUUUAAAGUCCAAUUUUAACACAAUAAUAAUAACUGUAUAAAAUGUAUAUAGUUUCGAAAAACAUUUUGUCAAAUUUUAUGACAACAUUUUUUAACACAGGCGUUUAUUGAAACGAACAAUAAAAUAUGCGGUCAUGUUAAUUUUUUAAGUUGACUUAGUUGACAUCAUAUUAUAUGAUUAUCGGGUCACAUUUUUCCCAACGAAACGUUUAAUUACGACAAAUAUCGGGCGUCUAGAAAUUUUGAAAACACUAAAUUUACAUUGGGGAAAUUUAUUACAGGAAUAUAUUACUUAUAUAGGAAGCUUGGUAUAACCUUAUAAUAUAAUGUGAUCAAAUAAAUCUAAUGUGUGACGAUUUAAAAUUAUUUUCAUAUUUGAAUUAAUAAUUAUUAUUUAUUCUUGAGCGCAAGCCGUUUAAGCACCAAAUCCAAUUAUUACCUGCAAAAGUAGGUAUCCAUUAGGGUGCCAAUAUUAAUAUUUCUAGUACGUCUAAAUGUUUGGGCACAAACCAUCAUAAUAUAUUAUAAAAAUCCACAAUUCAUCUGAUAUCUAUCAUAUUAUUUCAACAAGUGUAUUAUUUUUAUUUCAUUUAGUGAUUAGGUCUGAUAUAAUUCGAGUUAUCACGUGCGUGGUGCGUCUUUCUAUACAAUAAUGUUGACAAAAGAAUUUUACAAUCUUGUAAAUCUAAGUUUUUAACAAUAUUAACCCAUUUAUAAUAACUUCGAAUAUUAUUUGAUUUGUACUUAAAAACUCCUUGUUUUUAAAUCGUAUAAAAUAAUCCAUAGCUGUAAACAUAGUUUCAUGGCAUUACUUACAAGAUAAAAUCCAUUCAUUUAUAUUUUAUUAUACCUACACUACUAUUAAUUACUCUAAUCCAUCAAUAAUCAGUUUAUCCGUGCGAUUAAAUCUUUAUCAUCUCACUUUAUAUUUAACGGUUAAAUAAGCGUGCACACGAAGUAAUCAGGGUACUUGGCUAUUCUUCCGGAACAUUUUUUUCCCCUUUUUUUCGAAUAUUCAAAAUUAUAAUAAUCGUAUUAUGUUCAAUGUGGUAAACGGUACACUUUUUAAUUAAAUUAUUUAAAUUAUUUCAAGUAUUAGUGUGCGCUUCAAUCAAGAAUUAUUUAAUUUAAUUCAAUGUGUUAGUAGUAUGCUUAAAUUAAAGACUAAAACCGAAAAUAUAAAAAUUAUAACUUCAUUUUUACAUGAACAAAACAAACUUCUAAUCGAAUAAAUUCGUCAAAACAAUGUUCUCUACGAUUUCUGUAGUUUUUUUGGGGGGGGGCUGAUAUCAGCAUUAAUUGGUUUCCUAGGGGGCAAAGGAGAAAAUUUUCAAUUUCUUCUUCUUCCUCUAGUAAUUUUAAAAUUAAGUUAUUGUUUUUGAAAACAAAAUCAGUUAUACAGAAAAAAAAGAAUGCUUUGAUAGUGAUAGAUUUUUCUUACAAAUAUUUCAUUUACAUUCACGUCUAGGAAAACGGAUAGUCCCGAGCCACUAGCCACCGCGGCCAUUAGGAGCGGCAGGCUACGACGGCCAGCCGCGCCUAAGAAACCGUACCUUUAGCCGUGAACGUAAGUGAAACUUGACAAUUUUACUAGAACAGACCAAAUGAUAAAUAUGAGAAAAAAUUGUAGACAUUUUAGAUACAGAAAUUAUGUUUUUAAUAUUAAUCUUAAACUCUUUUGAGCCAGUAUAUUAUCCGGUCAGUAUUAGUUUACUUACCUAGCUAUAUAUUAUUCUAAUGAGUAUUAAAAGAGAACGUGAGAUAGCCGCUGUCACCGUCUUACGAACGUAUGACAUUAAAAAUGUGUGUUCAGCAGGGACAACUUUGUGAUGUUAGUGUUAAUAUUAGAGUGGAAUAUUAGUUUAAAAUAAAAGGUAAACAUAUAAUCCCAACAAAAAUCCUCCGUCAACCUCGUGUAAAACUCUAUUUAAAAAAACAAAAAACAAGUUAGAAAAGUUGUGAUAUCUCAUGAAUGUUGCUGAAAACGAUGUUAUAGUAAUACAACGAUAAAAUAAAUAAACACAAUUGUUUUUUAUUUGCCGCAAACGGCCACCAUCGCAAACAGGUGGUAACAACGCGUACAACAUAUACAUUAUUGAAUUAUUGAAAAAAAUAGCGUUUCGAGUAAAAACUAUGCUAAUACUUUUGCAUACUACUCAGACUGUAAUCAUUCGACCAACUUGAUGUUUACAAAACUAUCGUCUACAUUACAUACUGAUCAGCCAGUAUACAUUUCAAAACAAUCAAUCCGUUAGUUUUGGCUAAAGAGAGGCCGGACCAUUUGCCGUAAAAUUACACAGGUUAAAUAGAAGUUGGCCGUCUCGUGUAAUAUACUGCUUUUUUUGUUACUUAGCACUGCACCUCGAUCACGACGCUGGAUUUGAGAAACCAUGGAAGUUUGUUCCGAUAAUUUAACUUUUAAGUGAAAUUAUGAUUUAUGAGUAGAUGUGUAAAUAAUCAUUAGUGAAUUAUCAUAGUUUGAGAAUGCGUAUAUAUUGUUUAAAAAUUAAAAUAUCAAAAAACAAAACACCUAUACUGCUACAUAUCUAAUGUUCUUACUUUAAGUUCGACAAUAGGUCAAUUUACUCUAAUACUAAAACUAACAGCAUAGUUUUCCCUGCUGAAUGCUAACAUGUUAUUUUUAUGAUAUAUCGUAUACGUUUGUAACACGGAGACAGCAUACUCGGGUAGCAUGCCCUCAGGUAGCACAUCAGGUAAUAUUAUAAUGUAUAAGUAUUAAGUAUACUGUACGGUAACUGAUAAAAAUAUCCAGGCGGAAAAAAUAUCAAAGUAUAAAUGUAUAUUAUAAUUAAUAAAUAAUCAUGUUGUUAUCCAUAUACAUUAUACAUACCUAUCCACAUACAUUCAAAGUAGUUCUUGACUACUCAGUUACAAUUUAGUUUAUAAUACAAUAUUUAAAACCACAUUCGUCAGUAAAAAUAUCAAAAUAUCAAAAAUUCAAAACCAUAUAUAUAUAGGUAUAGGUAUAUAUACAGAGUGAUUUACUAAGCGUGCUCACCUAAUUUUUUUGGUUAAAUUUUGCCUAUAUUCAAAUUCUGAUUUUUGAAAUUUGAAAAUGUAGUUAAAGCUGAUAUUUUCGAAUACUUAGAUUUUCCAAAACAUUUAAAGAAUAUCCUGUAGUCAUACAACUUUGGUUUCUUUGGUUUUCCAAAUAAGAAUCUAUAUUAAAAAAUUGGUUUGGAGGAGAGUAGUGGUGCGUUAUUAACACGCCGUGCGCUAUACCGCCACACAAAUGAUACUUUACUUGUCUCCUCCAACCCAAACUUAAAAGUGGAAUAUCUCGUCAACGGAUUGACGGAAAUCAAAAACUUCAACACUAAAAUGUAUUUUAACUAAUACUCCAUCUAUUUAUGGAAUUUUUAAUAUAGGUCGCUAUUUGAAAAUUUGAAAAAGUAGGUAGUGGUUUUACCCCCAAAAAUUAAAGUGACAAAAAAUAACAUAAAUAUAAAAUUAUAAAACAGCUUGUUUCUUAAAUGUUCUAGAAAAUAAAGUUCGGAAAAUAUUAAUAUUUUUAGAGAUAAUGAGUGUACCCACUUAAACAUAAAAAAUUAAAUAAAAUCGACAAAAAUAAUUAGAUUUUUAUAUUGAAAAUAUUUAAAACGGAAUUUUAGGAAAUGGUAUUCGAUAGAGGGUGGAUUUCAAUAGCUAUACAAACCUUCUCCAGACAACGAGAAACAAAUUCAAAAAGUUUUAUGGUAAUCAGAUGAAUAGUAUAGUAAUACAUCAAUACCAAUGACAUAUUAAUAAUAAUAAAUUAAUAUGUCUAUGAAACAGACAUAUAGUCAAAUAUUCGUUUUCUUAUACCUAUAUAGAAGAGUAGAAGAUAACCUACGGAUACACUAAUAUGUGCAUUAUUGUUUAUCAGUUAUAAUUAGUAAUCAUUAUUGUUAUUUACUUAUUUGAAAUAAAUUUAAAUUGAAUAAGUACUUCAAUAUAUUAAUUUAAAUACAAUACUUAUAUUUACAUUAUUAUGUACAUAAAUAUAUUUACACCUACAAAAUAGACAUUUGUAGGUACAUAAUGGUUCGUAAAUGUGUAAUAAUAUUACAUAUUAUGUGGAACAUGUAAACAAAAUAAUAUAUUCUAGAUCCAUGAUAUAAUUAACAUGGUAUGAUAGGAACUUCAACGAAAAUGAGAUACUAUUGAGUAUUAAUGAAAUAAACAAUAUUUUAUCAUAUAAUAUAUUACGUCACUUGGUCCUGUUUAAAUUACAUUUAAAAUCGAAAAAAGACGACAAUAUUAUAAUUUAUUAAAUUGAGACUAUUUUCGGAUCUUAGAAUACAUUUUUCAAUGUUCAUAUCAUGAUAUAUAUGCAUAUUGUAUGUAUAUAUGUAUACAAAGUAUUUUUUGCAAUUGAGCAUGAAAUGACAAAAAAUAUAACAAAAAAUAAAUAAAGUUAGAAAAUAUAUGGCAUAUUCAAAUGUUUAUAAUUUUUUACUGUGAUUAAAUUGAAUUUUCAAAUAAUUUCUAAUAAUUUGUCAUAGGAUAUGCAAAUGAAAAUAAUUAUCAGACAUAAUAAUAUUAUGACUUAAAAGUGAGCAAAUCUACAUUUUUAACAUUCAACAAGACUAGGUAAGUACAUUCAUAUUUAAUUACAAUAGGUAACAAAAGUAGUUAAAAAAUAUAAAUAAAAAUCACACAAAUCUUACAACUGUUGAACACUUGAACCAGGCAAAAUUACUAAUUAGAUAAAAUAAAUAAUAAGGGAUAACAACGUAUUGUGAUAAUAGGUGACGUAGACACCAUGGGUAGAACUCUGUUGCUGUCGUACCAUGUUAAUUAUUUCAUACCUAGACCCUUAUUGAUAUUUAUUUACCUUAAUAUUCUGUUUAAGACUUGACUAUUUGAAUAAAUUCUUAAAUGUAUAACUAUAACUAAGUAUUCACUGAGUAUUCAGUAGUUGUUUUUUGCGCGCUAAUAUUAUUACAAUGAUAAUUAUUUUAUGGAAAUUUAAAAAAAUAAUUUUGUUCCAAAGAAUGGGCAUCACUUCAACUCUACUUCUCUUGACUGCAUCAUCCUACAUGGAAAGACAUGGAUGUUCCGUCUAUAAGGUCUAUAUGGUCGAUUAGAACCGUGCAGCGCUUCCAAUGGCCAACGUGUGCCGUGGUGAUGAAACCACGACGACUCGUCAAUGCUGCGAGAAAACGACACAAUAUGGCUCCGUCGUUGUAUGUUCAUCGAGACGUGUCCACCAACUGCGCCAAACGGACUUUUCCGUACAGUCAAUACACUUAUAUCGAGGUCUUCCGAUGGAACCGUGACACGCCGGUACCAUUAAAAGUUCGGACAAUUCUCGCGUGAAUGUGACGGUUCAAAUAUGAAAAAUCGUUACACCGUUUUUACAACCUGCUCGAGUUGGUUUGCCAUAGUUUAGCAUAAGUACUGGUUGGCGACCUACUGAAAAGUUAAGAACAUACUUCACAGGACUAUUUCUGUAGUAUGCAUCGUCCCCUCCAGGUGCAAAUCUGGAGUCGACGUUGGCCAAAAUGAUGCUAGCCACUCUCCCAUUUUCUUGAACGUGAGAAAGUUGCUGGAUUGUCAUUUUAUUGGCCAGUUAGCGACGGUGAUCGCAACCGGAUCUUGAAUCCGGGUGAUAGAUAUACAGUCUGAGUGGUCUUCUGAUAGCCACUGAUUAACUUCGGGUGAUUUUUCUUAACAAUUGUUUCUUUCUGAAAAAUCUACUGAGUUUGUUAAUGCGUUGUAAUCAUAAUUUAUUUUUAUGAAUUUUAACAUGUAUGUACUUUUCAAUGAUUUUUAAUUGCAACACUUUGAUUUUUUCCAUUUUUAAUAAUUUUUUGAAAUUUAACAUAUUUAGGUAAUGGAAUAUCAUUUGACGAUUUAUUAAUGCUGGAACACUACUCUCCCAAUAUCAAAACUAAAAAGCGGAAUAUCUCAUUAACGGGUUGACGAAAAUCAAAAAUGUUAACACUAAAAUGUACUUAAAAUAAUACUCAGUCUAUUUAUGGACUUUUUAAUAUAGGUUCUCAUUUGAAAAACCAAAGUUGGUACACUAUAGAAUACUCCUUAAAUUUUAUGAAAAAUCUAAGUAUUCAAAAAUGUCAGCUUUAACUGCACUUAAAAAUUCCAAACAUCAGAAUCUGAAUAUAUGCAAAACUAAACCAAACAAAUGGGGUGAGCACGCUCAGUGAAUCACCCUGUAUGUAUGGAUAUGUAUAUGAAUAACAACAUGAUUAUUUAUUUAUUAAUUAUUAUUAAUGACUAUACAUUUAAACUUUGAUAUAAACUUUCCUCGGAUAUUUUUACCUAGAUUCAUACUGUGUAACUACAGUGAAAUGAUAAAAGAGUAUAAGGAAAAGUUAAAACGUAAAAUAAUGGUUUGAAAUACGAUUGAGAGUGAUGAUGAAGAAACAGUUAGGUUGUGCAAUAAUGUGCAUUGACAAUAUGGGAGAUUUAUUUAAGAAUCUAAUCUAAGUGACCAACCAACACAAAUAGUUUCAAAAAUAAUGUUGCACAGAAAAUUAACUAUAUUAUGAAAAUAAUAUGGCAGAGUUGAGUAUACUAAAGUACCUUAAAUACAUCUUGUUUCUUGUAUCUUAUUUCACAAUACAGUUCUACAGGAAAAUAUCAAGUAUCUUGUAUUAUGAAUUAUGAUACUGAAAUUAAUGUAACUACUAUCUACUAUUGAGUACCAAGAUAUUUUUUUUAAAGUCAACAUACAUAAUAAUAAAACAAGAUAGGUCACUACAAUUUAAUGUCUAAUUUGGUUAUCCAAUCUACUGCUUUUUCAGUUUUCUGUUAAGCUUGUUAGUUCUUUCAUGAUUCCUUAGAAUUUCCAUCUCGGGCAGUCCAUAACAAUGUGAUCGAUCAUUUGCUGACUCUCGUCGCAGUCACAUGCUGAGUUGUCCCAGUUUAGUAUUUCGUUUUAGUUUUAUUAUAAUACUGAAUACUUGUUACUUAAGUAACAUUUAGCGUCGAGUAUCUAGAUACUCAUAACAAAGUAUCUUGCUUAUCCGUAAAAUAUAAUGCGUAUAUUAUUUUACAGAUAGUGCUCGCCGUGAUGGCGUGCUUGGUACACUACGACCUUUUGGGACUAAUGUCGAAUUAUCAUCCGUACAGACAAAGGACGCACGUGCAGUUCGACGAACAACACGAGCGGCAUCACUACCCGGUGUUGGAGUUCGACAACUUAUGGAUGCCAAGAAGGGGUACUGAUACACAAAACGCGUACUACUUUAAACCGACCAUACUGGUAAACAAUUUCGACAACAACGACAACGACGAUUUUUGGUCGGUCGGAUCGGACGACGACCGAGACUCGGAAAAUGACGAUUUCUGGAACGUUGAUACGGACGACGAUGAAGACAAUAAGCCGGCCAAUAUCGAAAGUACAUCGUCGUCACCUUCUACAGGAGUGUGCAACGAUAACGAUGCUGUCACCAGGACGUGUUUUUUUGGCAAUAAAAGCGAUGCGAGUGAUAAGACAAACCAACAGCCACCACAAAGUAACUUCCACACCGCAUUGACCCCUGUAUCGAAUAUUAUGUUGACGUCAUCACCGGACAACCAUUACAGCGAUGAUGAAGACGACGACAGCGAUUACUAUGCACCAGGAGAAGAAAGAGACGAUGAUGUUUUUUAAUCGUUUUUCGAGAGGAUACUCGAAUUGAGUACCUACUUAGGGACGGGAAAGCAAAGCACGGACAGCUCUCCCGUGGGUUCGGCGAAAGAACUAAUAAAAAAAAAUGAAACAUUCAAGUGUUUCACACCCUCGCCUCCCAUCGCAUUAAAUUACAAAAAAAUAAUAUAAACUAUUCUUCAUUGAAAACGUAGGUAUUACCAUGAUAAAAUAAUAAUCAUUAUAUAAUUAAUUUGUACUACUUCCCAACUAAGUAUUAUUAAUAAAAUUAUACCACCCAAUUAAGCAACUUUGCAAAAAAUAACAGCAAUUCGAAUAAUAUUUAAAUAUAGAUAAUAGUAUUGAGUUUUGCUCGCAUUAUUGUAUAUUAUUUAUUUUCAUAUACAUUGUUUAGACCUCGUGAUCCCCUCCAUUGAAAAAUCCCGGAUACUCCACUGAUCCACCAGAUUGUUAUACAUUUUUAUACCUGCGUUAAUUUUGCUGCGGUCAACUAUUGUAUUAUCAUUUUAUCAGUUCGGGGUUCCGAUGAGUCAUCGCAUAUUACCGUUCAAUUUGUCUUUCAAUUGUUUUAAAUUAUCUAUUCUUGUAAAUGUAUACGAUUAUUGUACGACCGUUCAAAUUAUAGUAAUAACUUGUGAUAAUUGUAUU
Molecule: messenger RNA, 9057 nt
Organism: Cinara cedri
Lineage: Eukaryota; Metazoa; Arthropoda; Insecta; Hemiptera; Aphididae
Source: the annotation of a GenBank genome assembly